GAAAUUAUGAGACAAUUUGACAUGCACGAGAGGGCAUUUUGGCAGACUAUUUCCUGAGAAAAAUUUAAUUUAAAAUAAACUUAAUUCUGUGUUUAAAAUUUGUUAUUCUUUAAAUUAUACCGUAGUUGACGAUCAUCAUAUUGGCAUUGAAUUGGUAUCUACGGUAACUUAUUGACAACAGUUUUGUUCGUGAAAAAAUAUUUCAAAAUGAGUUUACGUUUUGGGCAGAAUUCCACGCAUGUAAUAGACGCCGCAGUGGAUAAACUAACUCCACUGAAUACGAAAAAGUCGAGAGAUUCUGCGUGGCGACAGUUUUAACAAUUUUGUGAUGAACGAAAAUACACUUUGAACAAGGAAACUUCUGUCGCACAGCUGGCCGUAAUUCUAAGAGAUUUCGCUUUCAACAUGAGACGUAGUGAUGGGGAAGAAUAUAAAGAAGGUGUUGUCAAAACACUUUGGAAUACAGUAGCGAAAAUUUUGCAACAAAAAUGUUAUGAAGAGUUUAACAUUAUUUUCGAUCCUUUUAAAGAUGUAACGUUUGAAUGCGCCAGAACUGCGAGAGACGCAAAAAGGAAGCAGUUGCAAAAGUGUCCUGAAAAAAGAAAAACAAGUGCAUCUAGCUUAUCAGGACAAGAUAUUGAUAAAAUGUGUGCCAUUUGGGACGAGUCGACUCCGGACGGACUUCAACGCAAGUUCUUUCAUAUUGCUUCAUAUGAACUGGCGUGGAGAGGAGGAGAAGCAUGUAAUUGCCUUUUGAGUUACUUUGAAGAAGAAUUUGACAACUACGGCAACCCUACAGGACGCAUAGCUUAUAAUCCUAUUUUUUCUAAGACAGCGCAAGGAGGGAGUCAUAGGUUAACAGAAAAAAGAUGGUUAGUCCAAAACACCACCGAGCCUGAUAAAUGCCCAAUAAGGCUUUUUAAAAUGUUGAAAGAAAAAAGAGGAAAACAUAUUACGGUCGAUCGUCUUUUCUUAACUGUAAAUCCAUCAUGGAUGAAAGAAACAUCAAAAGGUUUUUUUAAAAAUUGUCCAGUAGGACGAAAUGAAAUUUCAAAGUGGACAAGAGAUGCAGCGGAAGCUAUAGGAAUUGACACGAAAAGAAUAAAAGUGACAAAUCACUCGAACCGUGCUGCGGCAGUUACUCAGCUUGCCAAGGUUGGGGUUUCAGAAAAUCAAAUUAUGAAGGUUACCGGACACUCAAAUCAGGCCUCGAUAAAGAGUUACCUCCAAGUAAAUAGUGAACACCACGAGGAAAUUGUACAAAAAAUGCGAAAUGACAGUAGCGAAGUAACAAUAAGAAGUGGUGGAAGCAGCAUAGAAACACCAUCGUCGGCCUCCAGUAAAGUUGUAUAUUCUAAUUGCAUUUUCAAUAAUUGUUCCUUUUCUUAAAAUAUAAAAUUAAA
Molecule: messenger RNA, 1403 nt
Organism: Diorhabda carinulata
Lineage: Eukaryota; Metazoa; Arthropoda; Insecta; Coleoptera; Chrysomelidae
Exons: 2
Coding region: 406-1389 (327 amino acids)
Biological process (GO): DNA integration; DNA recombination
Molecular function (GO): DNA binding
Source: RefSeq, a predicted model, not a curated record